Magnolia sinica is the source of this 1574-nucleotide messenger RNA. RefSeq lists its product as uncharacterized. The transcript has 5 exons. The record is from RefSeq and is a predicted model, not a curated record. NCBI's taxonomy places the organism in Eukaryota, Viridiplantae, Streptophyta, Magnoliopsida, Magnoliales, Magnoliaceae. The coding region runs from base 16 to 1263 and encodes 415 amino acids.
UACCGCCAACCGCACAUGAAACUUGCGUCUUUCUCAUUUCUCAGAGUCAGACGACCGCUACAUUUUUUAUUUCUACCCUCUCUUCCCCUCCAAACCCUAAUUAUCGCCAUGGACGCAGCUCGAGAAGAUCUCCCUAACCCCACCCCUAUCUCUCAGAUGGACGGACCAGAUUCCUUCCCCAACUCGGACGACACUGACAAGUACGGUUUCCAACGGUCGGAAAUGAAUCAGAGUCCUCUGGCGGGCACCGUAGAUGCUUACGACUGCCACCUUUUCCUCUGUUACAAGAAUCCCGAGAGCUGGCCCCCCCGCAUCGAAGGCUCUGAAUCCGAUCGCCUUCCAAGACUACUCGCUGCUGCCUUAAAAUCUCGCAAGAACGAAAUACAGAGAAAUACUCGUUUGACCAUAUGUCAAGGACGGGAUGGGACAGAGAGUUCAAAUGGCGAUGUGUUAAUCUUCCCGGAUAUGAUCAGAUAUAGGGGUUUGACACAUUUUGAUGCGGAUAAUUUUGUCGAGGAUGUGCUUGUGAAAGGCAAGGAGUGGAACUCUGGGAAGGCCGAAGCAUUGACGGGUUCACAUGUAUUCGUGUGCUCUCAUGGUAGUAGAGAUCGUAGAUGUGGUGUUUGCGGCCCAGCCCUUAUUAAGAAGUUGGAAGAAGAUAUUGAGUUGCAAGGGUUGAAGGAUCAGGUGUUUGUCAGCCCUUGCUCUCACAUUGGAGGGCACAAAUAUGCUGGGAAUCUGAUAAUUUUCAGUUUGAAUGUUCAUGGAGAAGUUACAGGUCAUUGGUAUGGCUAUGUAACUCCUGAUGACAUACCUAUUUUGCUUGACCAGCACAUCAGUAAAGGAAAGAUCGUACAUCGGCUUUGGAGGGGCCAAAUGGGUUUAUCUGAUGCUGAACAGAAGAAAGCGCUUGAGCAAAGGCUUGAGAAAGAUGGAGAAGAAAUUUAUUCCGAAUGCAUCAACACCAAAAAAAGGGAGGAAGAAGCAGAAGAUGGCAGCAGCAACAGCAACAAGGAUGGGACAAGCUGUUGUCAGGGGGCAAAUGGGCUUUCUUGUUGCAGGGAUGAAAAAAGGGUGGAUGAAGAUAGCAGCAGCAAGGGUAUUGGGGGAAAUGGGGGUAAGAGCUUGAGCAAGAAAGGCACAUGCAUGGUGGCAUCAUGGUUUAAAACAUGGGAGCAGGCCGACACUUUUGCAGCCCUCGCUGUUGUUGGUGCAGUGGCAUCAGUUGCUGUGGCCUAUUCCAUUUACAGAAGGUCAGGCUGACAUUCCUAUUGUGCCGUUUGUGGUUUUGCACACAGGCUUUUCUAUUUGUUGUGUACUGCAUUUUCCAAUCCUAAUAUAGAUUUUCAUGAGACAAUUAGUUGGAUGGAUCCUUGCAUACCUACCUAUCUACAGAUAUAGCUUUCUUCAUGAUUCUCCACUGGAAAUCAUGACAUUUUCUUUUCUUGGUUUAUUAAUGAUAACAACCGGUUUACCGGAAAGGGGGGGAAUUUGUUUGACCCAUAUGUAGCUUUGGAUUGGAUUACCGACAUUUGGGAAAAGAAGGAAAUGUAUGGUUAUAGAUUUAUUUUUUA